This is a messenger RNA of Hyphopichia burtonii NRRL Y-1933, 2821 nucleotides long. RefSeq lists its product as uncharacterized. The record is from RefSeq and is a predicted model, not a curated record. The transcript has a single exon. The coding region runs from base 158 to 2620 and encodes 820 amino acids. Lineage: Eukaryota; Fungi; Ascomycota; Pichiomycetes; Serinales; Debaryomycetaceae.
AAUUAAACAUUGAGCAGACGGAAAAAAGAAAAAAAAAAAAAAAUUCAAGAUUCAAGAGUCCAAAUCAAAUAGCCAAAACCAAAGAAAUUCUCCCUAGUUAAGCCGUGUAUAUAGAUGCUGGGACUCUUGCCGACCCUUUUGAAUUGAAAUACCCAAUAUGAUACGAGUGCGGCCACUUCAUAGCCAUAAGUGCCGGCUAUGGUGGUGCAGACCCAAGUAUAAGACAUUACUACCGGCAAUAAGAUUGAAGCAUAAUAAUUCCAAGUUAGAUUUCGAAGAGAAUGCCAAUAAGACACGCCAGACGAUUUCCAACAAGCUUUCGAACUUUGUUCUCGAGUUUAUCAAACAGGAAACGGACUACUUGGCUCAAUCGAUAAUCCAUGAUCCGUACUCAUCUCAGGUCAUCAAGUCCGACAAUCUACCUUACCAACACUUAUAUUCGAAUUUGGAUACCAAUAUACAGAGAAGAUUGGAAGGAAUCCCCGACGAAUACCACCGGCUCGUGGCACUACUCUCGUACAACCACAUAUUAAUCCAUCCCGAGAUUUACAUGAGCCAUUACGGAAAUAUCAAGACUCGUCUUGAUGACCAGAUACAGAAGCUACUUAUACGGAGGUUGGCGGCGCAUGGGAGAUUCGAGGAAUGUUUUAAGAUUUUUUUUGAACAUCAAUUAUCCACCCUUAAUGAUAUGGAAGACUUUUUAGAUUUAGUAAUUGGUGAGCUUGAGCAGAAACGCAAUACUGACAUUGGCAUAUAUGAGCUACUUCUAGCCUGUCAAAGCAGUGCUUUAAACCAAAGCUCCAUAAACUCGUUGGUGGAUUCAAUAAGUUAUAGAAGCCAAUACAGCAAUAAGAAAGGGUUCCGUAUAAUUGAGAUUCUUCUGGAAUUACAAGCAGUCGAAUCGAUUCCGGAGCUUGAGCUCUUCACUAUAUCCAGAAAGACGGAUUUAUCCCUGGAUAACGUGCUUAGAAUGUUUAAGUAUAGAAAACAUCACGAACUAAUAUAUUCCAACAAUCAUGUCGAUGAGUUGACCAAACAAAAUAUGCUCAAAGCAUUGGUUAACGAGAUCUAUGAUGAUAAACCAGCAUUUCAAACAGCGGGAUUUCUAUCCCUUUUCAUUUCCUCCACGCCAUUAGGACUACCGCAGACUCCAACCAAUGAAAAUGUUAAUCCAAUUGAACCAAAUAUUCUUUUAUCUGUACUAUACAAAGCUAUAUUUAAGGAUAAAAAAUUAUCCUUUAACGACUAUGACGCCCUUCAUUUGGUAAGAAAUUGCCCCCCUCAGCAUUUUAAAAACUUGUACAUAUUACUCCAUCGAAAUUCGAUUUCAAAAUUGCAUAACUCCCCUUAUAUCAUUAGCUAUUUUGCUGCCUUAUUAACCAGUGGGAAGGACUUACAGACGCUUUAUUUGUUUUCUAGUAAGUACUCGAGUCUCAUAAACCAAGAGACGUCUCUGCAUAUAUUAUCCAAAUUGUUCCCAACAGCCAACUUCGAGUCGUUUGUUAAACGGCUUUAUAAAAAUCCAAAGGAGAAAAAUACUAUCAUAGCCCAAAAAUUCAUCGAACAGCUCAAUCCUAAAAUCAGCAUAACCCAAUUGGGGACUCUCCUAGCGACCUUUGUCAAGGACGAAGGGUUGUCGACCCAGUUUGACAAUAUCCUCAAAAUGUUGAAUCGUGAUAACUUCACCACAGACGAAAUCUUACACUGUCUCGAAGGAUUACUAGACAUAUCUGGACCGACUCGUCGCCAACUAUUGGAAAUUGGCCGAUGUGCCUUAUCUCGCAACAAUAUCACGAACCCCGAGUUCAUGGGCCCGUUUUUCCAAAGGCUUUUACAAAGGUGCUGGAAUAAAAAUACCAUUUUGCAAAGAAUAUCCGACCCAUCAACAGUGACAAAAUCUUCCGACCCGUUUCAUACCUUAUACGGAAAUACCAGUGAAGCGGAAAAGGCCAAACUUCAUAAUACCAUUCGUGCUUUUGCACAAACCCUUUCUCUCUUAAAUGCAGAGGAAAUAGGGCUGGCUCUCAAUUCCAUCAAUUCAUUCAUGCAUUCAGAUAGAUUCACGUUUGUCAACACUCAGAUCGGUAAGAAAUACGUCAUGGAUCAGCUUCUCUACGAUACAACUAGAUUCAUAGACCGAGCUCAUCUUAAAAGCCCCAAACAGGGGGUUGUUAAAGUGAGAAACAUUCUUUUCAAGCUAAACUUCGAUGCUAGAAUUGCCCAAUGUGCGUUAUAUCGGUUCAUAGUCAAGGAUGAUCCCCAUAAAUGCUUACAGAUUCUCAAUGCUUAUAAAGACAAUACCACUACCGUCAGAAGUGACAUGAUGCAAGACAUCAUGCUAGGCAUUUUAACCACUCAUCGAUUGAACGGAAUGGACAAACUUCAACUAUUCGAGCAUUUCAGAAAAGAGAGCAUGGACUCGGGUUUCGCCAUUAGUCUAAAACCAAGAACCAUUGUCAAGCUAAUCGAACUAAUCAUUGAUGUCACCGAAAAAGACCCCAAUAAAUCGCUCGGCUCAAUCUCCUGGGUCCUCCGCUACGCUUCGGAUAAAAAAGUUCCAUUUGAUAUCAUUCAAUCUUGGAAAGUGAAAAUUUUCAGCAACAGAGGGCCCAUGACGUAAUUCUACUUUUACUCAUUAUAAAAUAAAAGGAUCGUAAAUAGUGCUUAUAUUAAAAAACCCUUGAUUCUUUUACUGUGAUCCGAAAGAUUGCAAAAUGUAAAACAAAGCCCGUACACCCAUAGUGUACCGACCAUUUUCGAUUUGUGCGUUUUAUGCCGAUGAAAUGAGGUUAGUACAAAUAUAUCAAAAGUUUUGACAAAA